AUGUAAUAGGAAUUGUAACAAAUCAAAGUUGAAAACAAUAAGCUAAUCAAUGAGAACACUAAAUUGAAGACUUAAAUUAUAUUAUUUGAUAAAGAUCUAGUUAGGUAUGAAAAAUUGUGUGUUGGAUCACUUAACAAAUCCUCUGAUUUACUACUAAUUCAAUUGCGGAAACACAAUAAAGAAUUGUCAUAAUAAUUAAAGGAAAAAAUUGAUUAGAUUGAACACUUAAAAAGAAGUGCUAAGAUAACUAGAAUAGCUGAAUUAGAAUGCGAAAACAAAGUCUAAAUUGAAGAAUAUGCAAAGUUGAAAUCUUGUUAUGAAAAUGCUAUUAAAUAAAUAAACGAUUUGAAUCAAAAAUUGUAAUGGUUCCAAAACCUUUAAGUGGACAUUUAAAAAUUAUAAAGGCUUAAUGAAAAUAAUGUUAAUGAGAACAAGAAUUUGAAUACAAAAAUCACUUAACUUGAAGAAAUGUUAAAACAAUAGCAAAUUCUGAAUAAGACAAGUAUCUAGUAACAUGAAAAGAAGAUUAACACGUUGUAAGCACAAAACAAGAAAUUAAUUUCAGAAAAAACAAAUCUAAAAGUCACUAUAAAAAUGCUCUAAGAUAGAGAAAAAGCUUUUGUCAUUUUAAAGAAACCUUCGUCUCACUUAAAAUUAAGUGCACUUCAUUAACUAAUUUUAACCGAAUUAAAGUUUAAAUUAAUCCUCAGGGGUAUUACAGUGAAAUAAUUAAAUGAAAUGUUUGAUGGAUUGAAACAAUAAGCCAAAGAAUAGAACGUCUAAAUCAGAUUAGAUGAUUUUCAUCAUAUUUUGAGUCAAGAGCCAUUCUCAUUCACUGAUAAUAAAAAGAUUCUCUAAAUUCUCAAUUGUCUCACAGGAAAUGGGGAUGUACUGAUCGAGUAAUUCUUAAAUUUGAUUGGUAUCUAUGAAACAUUUAAUAAUUUCGAUUUUGAAUAGGAAUAACAAACUAUGUAAGAAUAAUUAAAUCAAAACAAACAAAAAAUAAAAGAAUAUUGGAAUUAGAAACAAGUGGUUGACUACCAUGAUGUAUAGAAGAUGGUCUUGUCUGUAGGGCUAUCAUUCAACAAUUCUAGUUUACUCUAUUAUAAUUUGAAUCUAUUUGAAAAAUCAAAUGAGGACUUACAAAAUAUCAAAGUGUCUGAUACGUUGGAUCCAUUUUUAGAUGAGGAUUAGGAAAUCUUGGAAUUUAACAGUUAUAAGAAAUAAACCAAUCAACCACCAAGAAUAUCAGAAGUUUCAGAUGAAGAACAUUAUGAGUAACAAGAUUGA
Molecule: messenger RNA, 1290 nt
Organism: Paramecium tetraurelia
Lineage: Eukaryota; Ciliophora; Oligohymenophorea; Peniculida; Parameciidae
Exons: 4
Source: RefSeq, a predicted model, not a curated record